UGUUAGAAGUCAAAAAUUGAAACUAAAACAUGUCAAAUAUCACCAAAAAGCCUUCCCUUGAGUGUCCAAUUUGUAGACAAAUGUUUUCAACUCUAUCAACAAUGAAGUGUCAUAUAUAUUUACACACGGGCGAGCGUCCCUUUAGAUGUUUGAUGUGUGAGAAAAAAUUUAUUCAACUACACCAUGUAAAGUAUCAUUUGUUGACACAUUCUGCUAAGUGUCCUUAUAAGUGCAAUACAUGUGGAAAAUCAUUCAGAUCCAAGGACAAUAUGAAGGCUCAUACAUUAAAUCACACAGGAGAGCGACCUCAUACGUGUAGUAUAUGUGGAAAAUCCUUCAAAACCAGUGAGCGUAUUAAGAUGCAUGCAUUGGUUCACACGGUAGAGCGACCUUAUAAGUGUAAUAUAUGUGGAAAAUCCUUCAAAACUAGGAGGAUUAUGAAAAUUCAUGAAGUGGUUCACAUGGAAGAGCGGCCUUAUAACUGUAGUAUAUGUGGAAAAUCCUUUAAAACUAAGUUACAUAUGAAAAUUCAUACAGUGGUCCACACCAGAGAGCGACCUCAUUCGUGUAUUAUAUGUGGAAAAGCCUUUAAAACCAGUAACAGUAUGAAGAUUCAUACAUUACUUCACACUGAAGAGCGACCUCAUAAGUGCGCUAUAUGUGGAAAAUCCUAUAAAACUAGGAAAAGUAUGAAGACACAUACAUUACAUCACACAGAAGAGCGACCUCAUUUGUGUAGUAUAUGUGGAAAAGCUUUCAAAACCGAUAUCGAUAUGAAGAUACAUACAUUGGUUCACUCGGGAAAGCGACCUUAUAAGUGUACUAUUUGUGGAAAAUCCUUCAAAACUAGGAACAAUAUGAGAAAUCAUACAGUGGUUCACACGGAAGAGCGACCUUAUAAGUGCACUGUAUGUGGAAAAUCCUUCAAAACUAGGAGCAAUAUGCAAAGUCAUACAGUGGUUCACACGGAAGAGCAACCUCAUAAGUGUACUACAUGUGGAAAAUCCUUUAUAACCAAAACCAAAAUGAAGCGUCAUUCAUUGAUUCACAUGGUAGAGCGACCUUAUAAGUGUAAUAUAUGUGGAAAAUCCUUCAAAACUAGGAGGAUUAUGAAAAUUCAUAAAGUGGUUCACAUGGAAGAGCGGCCUUAUAACUGUAGUAUAUGUGGAAAAUCCUUCAAAACUAGGAAGAUUAUGAAAAUUCAUACAGUGGUUCACACGGAAGAGCGACCUCAUAAGUGUAGUAUAUGUGGAAAAUCCUUCAAAUUUAUGAGCUCUAUGAAGAAGCAUACAUUGGUUCACACCGGAGAGCGACCUCAUAAGUGCACUAUAUGUGGAAAAUCCUUCAAAACUAAGUUCCAUAUGAAAAUUCAUAUAGUGGUUCACACCGGAGAGCGACCUCAUUCGUGUAUUAUAUGUGGAAAAGCUUUCAAAACCGAUAUCGAUAUGAAGAUGCAUACAUUGGUUCACUCGGGAGAGCGACCUUAUAUGUGUACUAUAUGUGGAAAAUCCUUCAAAACUAAGAACAAUAUGAGAAAUCAUACAGUGGUUCACACGCAAGAGCGACCUUAUAAGUGCACUAUAUGUGGAAAAUCCUUCAAAACUAGGAGCAAUAUGCAAAGUCAUACAGUGGUUCACACGGAAGAGCGACCUCAUAAGUGUACUACAUGUGGAAAACUCUUCUCAAAUAAAUCAAAUAUGAAGCGACAUUCAUUGAUUCACAACGGAGAGCGACCAUAAGUGUUCUAUUUUGUGGAAAAUCCCUCAAAUCUAAGGACAAUAUGAAGACUCAAACAUCAUAGUACGUACAGGAGAGCGACUCUAUAAGUGUACUAUAUGUGGAAAAUUGUUGCAAAUUAGAAGCAUUAUGAAGAAACAUACAUUAAUACACUACGGAUAGCGACCUUAAGUAUAAACUAUAUAGGAAAUCCUAUAAAAGUAACAAAACAUGAAGCAACAUACACCAGAGAGUUGCCUCAGUGGAAAAUCCCUCACUGCCUACAGGAAAAUAAAGAAACAUACAUUAGUUAGUUCACUCCGGAGAGCAACCUUAUAGGUGUUACUAUGUGCAGAAGGCACUUUGCAUGCCAAAGCUAUAUAAACAAACAUUCUUUGGUUCAUAUUAGAGAGUGAUCCAAAAGUGGAGAGCAUGCGGAAAAUCCUUCUAAACCAUCUUCCCAUAUAUGGAAAAACUUUGGGUGCAAUAUGUUUAAUUAAUCACGAAUCAUUGCUCAGAAAAUCCAGAAGAUCCAGAAAACCCAUUAAUGUUAAAAUUUAGUCACUUUUUCUAUUUUAUUUACAUUUUCAUAAAUAUUAUUUUAUUUUAUUGUGCUAAUUUGUCCCUACUCUUAGUAUCAAGACUGGCUUUUACAGAAUUUCAGUAACACUCAUUAUCUGUACAGGUUAUAAAAACGUAUGUAGUGUUGAUUUAUCAAAUGUUUGUACUGUAUUAUAUUUCCAAUGAAAACUAGGGGCUUGUUCCCUUGUAGGGAUAUAAGUCCCUAAAAAGCUCAAAUUUAAUACAAAUUAUUGUAUUAUAAACUCAUAAUCAAAUUAUAGAUAUAAUUUGAUUAUGAGUUAUCUAAUUGUCAGGAUUGGAUAUCCCCAUACUGUACACUAUAUCGUUUGUGUAAAAAACUGUUUGUUUACUUUAGUUGAUGUUAUUUUCAAUAAAUUUUUUGAAUCAUUCCAGAUGUUUAAAUCUGUUUAAGACAGCAAACAUAAUUGUUUGUGAAAUACUGGUUUACUAAGGUAGCUUUGGUCUUGUAGUUACUAAUAAAAAAGGCUUCAGUGAUUAGAAUUUUGAAAAUUAUCUUUGUGAAAUAUAAUUGUGUGUUGAGAUAGGCCUAAGCUUAGUUCUUGGGUAGCCCCGGUAAAUUAGCAUCCUGACCCAAUCAUUAUUAAUUCUAAUUGCAUACUCCUUUUGUAAAGGUUUAACAAAAUUAGUGUAAAGGCAUCACAUUGACCAAACUCAUCUCCAGAUUUGUUUCUGAUCAACAUAAAAAUAGAAACUACUCUUUGUGUAAGUGUAUGUAGUGGUAUUCUUCCUUAAGCUGAAAAAACAAAAAUAUAUACGUCUAAUAACACUAGUAAUAGUAUAUUUACACUUUUACUGUUGACUCACUCAUGUAAAAUGGUAAGCGGUGAUCAAUUUCGACUCCAAUCAUCAUCAUAACCAAACAUUCGUCUAUAGGGUCUGAUGAUGAUUGGAUUGUCCAAUCAAAAUCGAUCCCCAAUUACCAUCUUUCAUAUGUAUUUUCCGUCU
This is a messenger RNA of Macrosteles quadrilineatus (aster leafhopper), 3264 nucleotides long. RefSeq names its product zinc finger protein 160-like. Gene Ontology annotation, molecular function: RNA polymerase II transcription regulatory region sequence-specific DNA binding; DNA-binding transcription factor activity, RNA polymerase II-specific. Bases 30 to 1739 code for a protein of 569 amino acids. Lineage: Eukaryota; Metazoa; Arthropoda; Insecta; Hemiptera; Cicadellidae. Gene Ontology annotation, biological process: regulation of transcription by RNA polymerase II. Gene Ontology annotation, cellular component: nucleus. The record is from RefSeq and is a predicted model, not a curated record. The transcript has a single exon.